Danio rerio (zebrafish) is the source of this 958-nucleotide messenger RNA. Lineage: Eukaryota; Metazoa; Chordata; Actinopteri; Cypriniformes; Danionidae. The record is from RefSeq and is a predicted model, not a curated record.
UAAUUUAUACAAAAAUAAAAUUUUGCUCUACAAUUGUGUGUACAGAUACAAUUCCCGAGCGCUGUGCACUGAUGGAGAGUGUGUAUCCGCGACUGUAUCUCCACUGUAAGCAGAGAGGAUAUGAUUUCAAGAUGAUUGACUUGCGGGCUGGAGUCGGAGAUCCUGAUUCAGACCGUCAUGAUCUGGCAGAGAUGCACAUAGAGACACUCAGACGAUGUCAGGACACUGAGGGACCAAACUUUUUUGUGUUCACUGGACAGAAGCAUGAAAUACUCUCGCUGCCAAAUACUAUUCCCCAAGCAGAUUUUGAAGCAGUUCUAAAACUAAUGGAGAAAAACAAGAAGAAACUCUACAGGAGACAGUCAGACAUGGCGGUGGAGUCGCAGUCCUGUAUUAUUCCCGCUGACCACAACAGGAGUUUUGUGCUGGAAAGGGAAACCAAUUUAUCAGAGGAGAAGGAGCUUUCGGAGAGUUCAGCCGUCCUGAGUGAGAACUCGGUGUCCAGCAGUUCAGUGUCAGAUAGAGAAGAGACUCCACUGGCUCCGAGCUGGAUGGAUUAUGAUCAAGAGCUUACUCUCUUACAGACCUGGUAUAAGCUGGACACAAACACAGUUCCUGCUGUUUACCGCUUACUUCCUGUCAGUUCAAAUUACCCAGAUUUCCUCAGUCGGGAUGGGCACCGCAGGAAGUUGGGACGGAAGGCGUGGCGCUCGUCCUGUGUGAAGCUGCGGAGCGUGCUGUGGCGAUCUGGACCGGAGGCCAUCGGAGAAGAGGCCACUUGCCGUCUGCUGAGAACAGGCAUGUGAUUUGCUGACAUAGUGAGACACCCUUGAAAAUAUACAUUAUUGCAGAUUGCCUAGUCGCCAGUCCAUCCACAUGUGCAGUAGCUGCAGGAGUAGGGAUGCAACGAUUAUAGAUUUUGAUAUAGUCUGAGGAAUAAUCAUGGUUUCACGGUUAU